Amoebophrya sp. A120 is the source of this 1283-nucleotide messenger RNA. The record is from the annotation of a GenBank genome assembly. Lineage: Eukaryota; Dinophyceae; Syndiniales; Amoebophryaceae.
CGACAGAAGGAUGUUGAAGAGAAAAAGUGCACGCCUGUUUUGCUGUCCUUCAAACAUCUCCUUUAAAGCACAUUGAAGCAGGGCGGAUUGGCAUAUUGAUUUAUUUAUUUGUCCUAUUUGUUCUGCUACCUGUACUUUUUCUGUUGUUCACUACUUUGUUCUACCAAGAAAAAUUCACCCAAGAAAUAAAUUGCAGUGCUUUCUUGUGCGGUGCGCGACAUCAUUGACAGAAAAAAAAAAAGCUUCAAGACGCGGCGGAGAAAGAUCGCUACACUGGAACGCAAUGGAAGACCACCGGGAAACGCUCUUGGACAUCGAUCCCGAGGAUGGGCGUGGACGCUACAAAAGGGCGGCCGCCACAGAGGAGGCGAGUCCUGUAGCGGCCGGUGGUAGCUCAGUGUCCCCCGCAUUUUGGGUUGUUGCAGGCGUGUGCCUCGUGGCCUUUGUGGGUGCUGCUGGUACAUACUGAAUUACUGUGAUUGAUUUGAUUUUUUUAUACGGCAGAUGAAAGAUGUGUCGCUUAUCAAGUCAACACCGGUGCGGCGCUUUCAGCAUGGAUGCUCGUACAUCGCGGAUGUCUUUCCUGGUUUCGACCACCAGCAUGAGUCAUUUAUCAUUAAUCAGUAGGUAUGAGUCUUACCGUGUUAUCGUCCUUCUGUAGAGGGAGACGACGAACAACCGACGCAAUUUAAAUACCACCUUUCGACAGUGGCCUGCGUCGCGACGGGCGUAUUGAGCGCAGAUGAUGGUAACGGGAACAGCGGGUUUUUGCAAGUGCAACCCCCGCCACCCGUCGAAAUUUCUCAGUUGAAGAGGGAGAUACUCGCAGACCUGUCCGCGUUGGCCGAGGAGCAGCAGCAGGGAGGUGACAAGAAAUGCAAAGAGUUGCCCGUCCAGAGCACGCGCGAACGUGUGGAGAUCGCGUUCCAGCGCAUUUGCAAAGAUGCCAAGUACGGACCCAAGGCGGGUCACACGAAGGUCUUUCACUUGCAGAAAUUCGCGGAGGUGCCGCAGUCCGAUGAACUCGAGUAUCUGACCACCGACGAAGACGUACCCCGCAAUCGCUACACGUUCCUGGUUCAGGAGUGUUGUAACUCGUGGGAAGAGGAAGCCAGGGAGUUGGUGGAUGCAGCGGGAGGUGAUCAGGCUACAAACUCACAAAGCGGGGGUGUCUCCGACGAGCGAUGGAAGACCGUUAAGGAAACGCUGGUGGCCCAAGGAUUUCCACCAGAAGACGCCGAGGCACUAGUCGCCAAAUUGCGCAACAGUAACAGCCCGGGUGG